Messenger RNA from Closterium sp. Yama58-4, 576 nucleotides. NCBI's taxonomy places the organism in Eukaryota, Viridiplantae, Streptophyta, Zygnematophyceae, Desmidiales, Closteriaceae. The record is from the annotation of a GenBank genome assembly.
AUGCGCUUCGCUAUCUGGCAGCUCGUCCGUCAGUUAUCCCUCGCCGUACCGGUCGUCCUGACCGUUAACGACAACGUCGUCAGCAUGUGCGGUGUGGACGGCCACUCCAUGUCGCCCACUUUCAACCCGCUACGCGACAAAACUGGCCUGCUAUUCCGUGCCGCCCUGAGCGAUCGCGUGCUUUUAGACAGGCUAUCGGCGCGUUACAUGCAGUACCAGCGCGGGGACGUGGUGGUUCUCAGAUCGCCUAUUGAUCCCGACGUGUGCCUCAUAAAGCGUCUCAUUGCACUACAGGACGACUGGGUAACAGUGCCGGGCGACAGUAGUGCUGACGCCAGCACCAGCGGAAGUGGCGCCAGCAGGGUUGAUGACGUCAUCAGGCGGAUUCCUAAGGGCCACUGCUGGGUGGAAGGGGACAAUGCUGAUGUCAGCGAGGAUUCUAAGCACUUUGGCCCGGUGCCACUGGCACUGCUGGAAGGGCGGGUGCGCUGCAUCGUAUGGCCUCCACACAGAAUAGGCGGAGUGGAGAGUCGAAUGCCUGAGGGGAGAGUGCUGCCACUGAGGCAACAGCACUAG